Messenger RNA from Xenopus laevis (African clawed frog), 1510 nucleotides. Its product is annotated as lamina-associated polypeptide 2-like. The record is from RefSeq and is a predicted model, not a curated record. The transcript is spliced from 2 exons. Bases 182 to 1510 code for a protein of 442 amino acids. Lineage: Eukaryota; Metazoa; Chordata; Amphibia; Anura; Pipidae.
CAGAGCUCUUCCUGGACGCAUUGCUUGGAUACGCGCCGGUGACGUCAUCACGCUGCGUUUUGGCGCCAGCGUUUUUAAAUCAGCGUCUGUGUUCCCCAUCUUGCUGCCUGUUAUCCAGACGCUGUUUUGGCUGUUUAUGCCCUGAGCCUGCUACUAUUUGCCUCCACAACUGCACUGACCCAUGAGUUCUAGACGAUCUAGAUCCGCUGCCAGUGGGAGCCCACAUCAUAGGCAUUCUGAUAGAAGAAGAGAUGAUGAUCGUGGGAGGGAGAAGUCUUGUAGAAAGGAAUGUAUUUUCUGCUCUUUGCCGGCACUUCAAGAUAAAAAAGUUUGUCAGAGCUGUUUUGAUCAAAAUAAUACCUCCCAGUCUUCUGAGCAAUUCAAUAAAUUCAUGUCAUGGAUGAAGGAUUCCUUUAAUAAAUCUAUGUCUGACAUGGUUGAAAAAGUUACAGAUAAUGUACUUGCUAAAGUUUCUGCCAAUCAACCAUCCACUUCAUAUGCUACAGCAGAUUUAGCUGUUCACAUUCCUGACGAUAGUGUCUCCUCUGAUACACAAGAGGAAGGGGAAGUGGAUUCAGAUGAUGAGUUGUUUAAUACAUCUUUCAUAGAGCCUUUAAUUCUGGCCAUGAGGAAAACCCUUAAUUUGGAUGUUCCUUGUGAACCUUCUUCCCAACCAGACCUGAUGUUCAAAUCUUCCAAAAAAAGCAGUGUCUUUCAUAUUCAUGAUGUUGUCAAAGCCACAAUUAAAUCUGAAUGGGAUGUCCCUGAUAAAAGAUUUUUUCUGUCUAAAAGGAUGAAAAAAAUGUAUCCUUUUCCUGAGGAUCAAGUUAAACAAUGGGUAUUACCCCCUAAGGUUGACGCUUCAAUCACCAGGGUGGCAAGAAGAACAACCUUGCCUGUGGAUGAAGGGGUCUCCCUAAAGGAUCCUAUGGAAAGACGGCAGGACUCCAUCCUUAAAAAAGCCUAUAGUGUUUCAGGAUCUAUUUGUAAACCUUGUGUGGCUAUUACCUCCUUAGCUAGAGCUAAUAAGAUCUGGUUAAAUAAUGUUGUGGAAGCCUUACAGCAAAAGGUCAGCAGAGAGGAAAUUCUAAACUCCCUUCAUGAGAUUCAAUUAGUCAAUGAUUUUUGUGCUGAAGCUUCUAUGGAUAUCCUCAAGUUGGCAGCUAGGGAUAUGAGUCUGGUGGUGGCAGCUCGUAGAUCCCUAUGGCUCAGACAUUGGUUUGCUGAUACACCAUCUAAGCAUAACCUUUGCUCCCUCCCCUUUGAAGGAGAUCUUCUUUUUGGUCCAAAAUUGGAGAAUAUUAUCUCUAAGACGUCGGCUGGCAAAUCAGCCUUUCUACCCCAAGAUAAGAAAGAGAGAAGAACAACUUUCAGGGGUAACAGACCUUCAUUUAAAGAUGUCAAAGCUUACCGCCCAGGCAGAAAUUUUCAGAGGCAAUCCUGGAAGACUAAGCCUCAGCCCUUUCAGGUUAAGAAAGAUUCCAAACCUGAUAGAAAUAAAUCCUUCUGA